GGAAAAUUUGGGGAAAUACACUAUACACUGUAUCACUAAUCACUAUCCCCUCAUCUGUCGUCAUGUUUUAGUCCUGAAAAAUUCCAGUUGUUGACUUCCGCUGCUCCGAUCAUCUUCACCGCAGCAACGUUAUGGCCGGAAAUUGGCUGCCGCCGGCACAAAUCACCGGAAGUGGCCGACCAGUGCUACACCCCGGUGAAGUUGAGUGCUCACUCCUCUCCAUGGUAGACCUCCUAUCGGAAGAAAAUCCCAGCUUCCCCCACCUCAGGUCUGGCCUUCUCAUUCUCACCACCCACCGCCUACUCUGGCUUCCUGAUUCCACCAUUCCCGCCUCCACUGGUGCCGCCGUCUUCAUCCCCCUUGCUUCCGUCACACACAUAUUCUCUGCGAAAAAAUCCAUCAAGGCUAUGUUUGCUAGUCCUAGAAUUCGUUUCCAGGCUUCAGCCGGCCCGCAAGGUCGAAUCGAGGAGAGUGGUUCGAAAUCGGUGGUGAUAACUCUGAUCAUUCGGGGCAAGUCGGAUGUGGAUUCGUUUUUGGAGAAGUUUUGUGAGGCCUGGAGAGGGAGGGCUUGGGAGGAAGCUGCAAAAUCAAAAUCCGGAUCGGAUGGUCCAAGUAGUUCUGGCUCAGUGUCCAGUUCGGGCGGGGGCAGCCUAGCUGUGAGGAUGCCGGUAGUUGGCGUAGCUGGGAUACUGAGGAAAGAGCAGGAAAUGUGGGAAAACACUGAUAAGAGCUUGCAAGAUGCUUUUCAGGAUUUGAAUGCCCUCAUGAGUAAGGCUAAAGAGAUGGUGAUGCUAGCUGAGAAGAUGAGAUUGAAACUUCUUUCCAGUUCGAGCUCUCACACAGGCACAAAUGAUGAGGAUUUGGGUACAAAGGAGGAGAUGCAAGAUUGGUUACUAAGUGUUGGUAUAGCAUCUCCAGUUACCAAAGAGUCUGCAGGUGCCUUGUAUCAUCAACAAUUAUCUCGACAGUUGGCAGAUUUUAUCAGGACUCCCCUUGACAGGGCAGGAGGAAUGAUUAAUCUCAUUGAUGCUUAUUGCCUAUUCAAUCGCGCUCGUGGAACAGAAUUAAUAUCCCCUGAUGACUUGAUGCGUGCAUGUUCUCUAUGGGAGAAGUUUGAUGUUCCUGUGAUGCUUCGCAAGUUUGAUAGUGGUGUUGUGGUCAUCCAAAACAAGAGCCACAGUGACAAUGAGGUAUUUGCUAGGAUUAAAUCCUUGGUGACUAAAGCUUAUGCUUUACGAGCUGGGAUCAGUGCUAGUGAUGCUGCAAUGACUCUUGGGGUUGCUCCAGCUAUGGCCAAGGAGCAUCUUCUUGCUGCUGAGGGGAAAGGAUUGUUAUGCAGAGAUGUAAGCCCUGAUGGAUUUAGGUUCUUUAUCAAUCUGUUUCAAGACAUUGAUGCUGAUGAUAUAUUCUUAGUGAAAGAUCAUGGAACCUAUGCGAAAUGGAUCGACUCCGCCUCAGCCUCAGCCUCAGCCUCAGCCUAAACGUAUUAUUUUGUCAUAACGAUGAUACUUUAGACAAUUGGAUGUAUCACUUGCUCGGCAACAAAAUCCAAACACGCAAGAAAGACGUUUAAAGGGAGAAGAACAACUAGGUAAAUAGGAUUUUACGCAACUAGGUAAAUAGGA
This is a messenger RNA of Ipomoea nil (Japanese morning glory), 1625 nucleotides long. Its product is annotated as vacuolar protein sorting-associated protein 36. Lineage: Eukaryota; Viridiplantae; Streptophyta; Magnoliopsida; Solanales; Convolvulaceae. The record is from RefSeq and is a predicted model, not a curated record. The transcript is spliced from 9 exons. Bases 132 to 1481 code for a protein of 449 amino acids. Gene Ontology annotation, molecular function: phosphatidylinositol-3-phosphate binding; ubiquitin binding. Gene Ontology annotation, biological process: protein transport to vacuole involved in ubiquitin-dependent protein catabolic process via the multivesicular body sorting pathway. Gene Ontology annotation, cellular component: ESCRT II complex; late endosome membrane.